ACUCACCUCCUCCUCCUCCCGCCAUGGGAUCUCCUUCCCCAACUCUCACGGUUCUCUGAACCACUGACAUGGCGUCUCUUCUUCAACCCCCAUCCCCGAUUCGGCUCCCUCCCCUCAACCCCAUCGUCCCGCUCUUCUCUCCCGCCAAACCCACCACUCUCUUCCCCUGGUCCCCGAACCCAAUAAACCCAUUCAAAGCCUCGUCCUCCUCCAACACACCCGAAUCCUCCGAGCCCGACCCGGGUCCCGUCGACCCGGUCAAGCUCGCCUUCGAGAAGGCCACGGCUUACCGGAAGUCCCCGCAGUCGAAGCCCGCGGUCAAAGUCAUGACUGGGGAUGCUGGGGCCGACAGUGGAGCCGGUGCCACCAGCCCUGGUCCAGCUCCGGCGGAGGGUAAUGGCGGAAAUGGCGCCGAGCAAGUCCCGGAUGCGGCCAAGAUUGCCAUGGAGAAGGCGAAAGAGUACAGGAAGAACAAAGGAUUGAAUGAGGAAAAGGGGGCAGAUUCCGGCGCAGGGGUCAAAGUUGAGAAGGCCAGUAACAAGGAUCAAUUGGUUGUUUCGAGCGUCGAUUUCGUGGGUCUUGACUUUGGGGAUAAGAAACGGACUCGCAGACUUCCUCCCGGUUUGCUUCCCGUAGCCGAGACUUUCUCUGAUCAGGACAUAAAGGAAGUGGAGAUCAUCGUCGGAGACACGAGUAAAUUCGAAGACUCGACAGCGACAAAACCCGCAUCGGUAAAGGAAGAUAACUCGGAUGUUUACAAACCAAAGGUUUCUACUUGGGGCGUUUUUCCGAGACCAAGCAACAUCUCCAGAUCGUAUGGGGGUGGAAGAAAUAUUCGCCCAGGAGAAGCACUUGAAACUGCUGAAGAGAGGGCUGCUAAAGAUGCACGAACAAGAGAGUUGCUUGCUGCUUACAAGAAGAAAAUCGGCUUAAAUGUUGAUCCAAAGUUGAAAAUUGAAUGUGAGAAGGUUCUGAAGGACGGUGAUGCUCUGAUGGAUUCGGGAAAGCUCAAGGAAGCUUUACCUUAUUAUGAGAAGAUCAUGAAAAACCUGCCGUUUCAGAGCGAAAUUCAUGGCCUAGCGGCAUUGCAGUGGUCUAUUUGCCAGGAUUCGCUAACAAGGCGAGAUCAGGCCCGUUCUAUGUACGAGAAGCUUCAGAGUCAUCCGAAUCCUACGGUCAGCAAGAAAGCUAGGCAGUUCAUGUUCAGUUUUCAGGCCAUGGAGAUGAUGAAGGUAGGAAGCUCAAGGCUCUCUUCAAGGAACACGGGAUACCAGAACUAUUUCGAGGCAUUCAUUGAAGACAAAGUCGACUACACUUCGAAUAACGAUGAUGAAGCACGACUGGGUGCUCUGACCACUAAUGCUUUCCCGUACUUUAUUUUUCUUCUCUCACCUAUUUUUUACGUACUAUUCAUUGCGCUGCAGAAAGGAAGAUGACAUAUAUGAGUUGGACAAUUUUUACCCGAAUUUAGGAAUGAGUCGUAGCUUUUAGCUGAUGUGUAGCAUGCAAUUUCUAAUGAUUAUGUGAACAAACAUGGAAGGACAUUGUAAGCAUACCUAAUAUGAAUAGACCUAGACCUUUUCAAUGCCGAAUGAGGUCAAUGCCAAA
This is a messenger RNA of Punica granatum (pomegranate), 1608 nucleotides long. The record is from RefSeq and is a predicted model, not a curated record. Lineage: Eukaryota; Viridiplantae; Streptophyta; Magnoliopsida; Myrtales; Lythraceae.